This is a messenger RNA of Cladocopium goreaui, 3204 nucleotides long. The record is from the annotation of a GenBank genome assembly. Lineage: Eukaryota; Dinophyceae; Suessiales; Symbiodiniaceae.
AUGCCUUUGAUUUCUUUAUCUGAUGAAGAGCGCUCAGCAGCGUUGAAGACUGCAUUACCUGACUUGAAGUACCACUUGUCUGAGGUGAAAGUCCCUGUGGAGGUGCAAGCCGCUUUGUUCCACAAAGGCUUUGUGGAUUUGCAGCUUUUUGCCGGGCUGGAUGAAUCCCGCUUGGAAGUGCGCAAUGCUCUUGCUGUUGAAAUUGGCUUAAAGCACGACGAGUGCACCGAUGCCCGCCAAAAUGUUGCCCGGCUUUUAUCUGCAUGGGAAUCUUCUCGUGCGCAGCUGGUGGCUGAGGACAAGAUGAAGGCUGAAAGCAAGCUCGGCCAAACGCCUCGGAUUGUGCAGUGCUCCGAGAUGGCAGCUUUGCGCAAAGCGGUGGAGGCUGAUCUUGGCAAGUUACAGGACGAUGAGGUCCCUGCCAAGUCUCUGAUUGCCACCAAGUUGGAACAGAUUGAAUCUGGCGACCUACGUGCCGAAGACUUACGUGAGGUCCUUUGCGUGGAAGACACAGAUGUUGAUCUCUUUAGUGGCAUCAUUGAGCAUGGCACCGGCAAUCUCAAGAUCAAGCCGGGGAAGGCGAGCAUUGCUAUGCCAUCAACUCCAGAAGAGUUGAGGCUACGACAUCGCCGCAUUGGCAUUGCAUGGCUGAUGGUGGGUUCCAAGCACAAGAACCAAUCCUGGAUCACGCCUGCCUUGUUGGAAGCGUUUCGCCGUUUUUCUGACCAUAUUGUGGGCAGGCACAUUGCAGGUUUUCCGAUCAUGGCCCAGGGAGUGACAAGGCACCCAGCUUGGAAUUUGGUGUUAUCUUAUGAGCUAGAAGUACGCAAAAGGGCUUACAAGCAGCUGCGCGAUGGCAAGCAUUCAUCUUUGCAAGAAGCUUUGGAAGAUGCGUGGAAUUCUGCUGAGCUGAUCAACAAGCAUUUUUUGGUUCCUCUGACUGCAUCUGCUGACUUCUUCAGCACGGCCAGUCACGGUGAGGUGUUUACUGCCCAUGGCAAAGGUAGUGGCAAGCAUGGGAAAGGUAAAGGCAAGGGCAAAGACAGGCGUUUGGUCUCCAAGCAGAAAAACAUUGCUCUUUUCACCAUGCUUGCCAAAUCUGCCUUGGAGAAGGCCAUGGGAAGAAAGAUUGCCCGAGUCAUCCAAAGAGCAUGUUGCAGUCACCAGCUUGAACGGCUGCAGGGGCCCAACCGGCUGAUGGGCCCCGCCAGGAAUCAAUUUUGUCAGCCGAAAAAGUCAGUGCCGCGCUUCCCUCGCCUGCGGUGGGGCAUUCAUGUUCGGGACAGCGCGUCAGCUCUAGUGUUGAUACAGAUUUGCUUGAUGGUGAAGAAGAGUCAGCAUGGUUUCAUCAAGCAGUCGACAGUGUUGGACAAGCACACGGACGGGCGUAGACUUCUUUUUGAGUUGGCUUGCAAAAAACAUGUGGACCAGCCUUUCCCUGCAGCACUGGUGAAAGAAGCUAGGGAGGCUGUCAAAGGCAUUCUGAGAAAACAUGGUGCGCAGCUUGAUUUAGAUGCAAUUCCAGAGCGACAGCCUUUCCAUCUUGCUUUGCUUGAAGAGUUUCUGCGUCUCUGCAACGAUCCUGAUGCUUCAGCGUAUUUUUCAGGCAAGGAUUCAUUUGCUGCGGGCGCGAUUGAAGCACAAUUCGUAGAAGAAGCCAAGUUAGGUGCGAUGGUGAAGAUGGAAGUUGAGGAGGCGUCAAGGAUCUAUGGUGAAAAUUUGAGGGUAGCUUCGCUUGGUGCAAUCCGGAAAGCUGAUGACAGCUUCCGUGUAGUCCAUGAUGGAACACACGGCAUAGGGGUCAAUGGUAAUAUCAAGGUGCGUGACCAGAUUGCAUGCCCAAGUGCAGGUGAUUUGCGGCAGGUGCUACAGGUGCUGGAGAAGCCGACUUUUGUUUUGACAGCAGACAUCAAGCGCGCGCACAGGCUUGUGAAGAUCAAGCCAGAAGACUGGGGGCUGCAAGCAUGUAGGACAGACGAAUCUUCUUCAUUUGUCUGGCUGAAUACUGUAGGCACUUUUGGCGUUGCGUCAGCUGCAGUACAUUGGUCGCAUCUUUUCAGUGGAAUACAGCGGGCGGUGUACUAUUUAACUGGUACUUUGAAGCUGUUUCUCCUCACCUAUGUUGAUGAUUUGCUGUUCAUUACACAAGGAAAAGCUGCAACGGAUGCAAUUGUAGUUGCUCUUCUGUUUAUGGUAGUCUUGGGCGUUCCCUUCAGCUGGCAUAAGUGCAAGGGGGGCACACAGGUCGAAUGGGUAGGCUACUACGUGGAUCUGGAACAGAAGUCUGUUGGUAUUAGUGAAAAACGUGCAGAUUGGAUUUGCAACUGGGUUGAGACAACUGUGGCAGCAGGCGUGGUGAAAUUGCAUGACUUUUCUGCAGUGCUAGGUCGGCUUUCUUUUGCAAUGGCGGCAAUUGAGCACCUCAGGCCUUUUCUGGGGCCACUGUACGCAUGGUCUGCAGCCCUGGAAAACGUGGUUCAUGCUCGCUUGCCUAAAGCUGUUAUCUACAUCUUGCGUUUCAUUGAACAUAUGCUGAAACAUGGAUGGCGUACUCGCCCAGUGGGACCUCUGCAAGAAGCUCGUAGGGAAUUAUUCAGGGCAGAUGCAAAAGCCGAAGGUGAAGUGAUUUGCAUCGGUGGCUGGGCAGUUGAGGACGGUCCGGAUACAAAAUCAUGUAGAUGGUUCAGUGAAAGGUUGACGCGGUCAAAUGCACCUUGGGCUUUCUUGGCUGGGGAAUCUUUCCGAGCCAUUGCAUCACUGGAAUUGUUUGCCACCUUAGUGAGCCUGGUCCUCUUCAAGCCUGCGUGCUACAAAGGUUCAAUGAAAAUUUCAGCUGGAACUGAUAACUUGGGAAAUACACAUCUCAUCGCUCGGUUGAUGAGCACCAAAUUCCCAUUGUGCGCUAUUUUGAUGGAAGUGGCGGCAGUUCUCAUGGACGGCAAUCAUGAUCUGCAGUUGGAAUGGCUUCCUCGUCUCCAAAACCAGGAGGCAGACAAUCUCACAAAUGAGAUUUUUCACGGUUUCAGUGAGGAUCGCAGGCUGCGGUUUCAUAUGGAGGAGUAUGAAGGUUUAGUCUUACAGGCAAUGUUGAAUUUGGGCAUGGAAUUGUACGAGGACGUGCGGAAAGCACGUGACCGCAAGGUGAGCCAGACCAAGCGGGUGAAGACUGGCGAGCCUCUGCGUGUGAGAGACCCUUGGGGCUGA